Mytilus trossulus (common blue mussel) is the source of this 2733-nucleotide messenger RNA. RefSeq lists its product as uncharacterized. The coding region runs from base 1376 to 2671 and encodes 431 amino acids. NCBI's taxonomy places the organism in Eukaryota, Metazoa, Mollusca, Bivalvia, Mytilida, Mytilidae. The record is from RefSeq and is a predicted model, not a curated record. The transcript is spliced from 2 exons.
GUGUAACCCACCUUUGUCGCAUUUUCGACGCCAUUAUGAGAAUUGCUUCCCGGCUGUGAAGAAUUCUUCUUUCUAUUACUGUUUCAAGUGAUCAUGUCAAAGCAAAUAGAUACAGUUAUAUGGUUGGCAGUUAAUUAUGUAAAUGUAGAGGAGGAGGAGUGCGAGACAAAAUUGCUGGACAUAUAUGAAGCUUGCUUGGCAUUCUACUCAUUGAAGAAACAAGCACCUCCUAGUAAAGACUUAGUAGGUAAGCUGAUACCAAGAAUUUUUGGUGUCAGUUCUACCAAUAAAUUCUUUAAAAGUGAUUACAAAAAAAAAAUUGUAUACGAACAGUUAAAAUUGAGGCCUCAGAAUAGCAGCCCUGUAGUUAUUCCAGCUUAUUGUUCAGCUCUUGAGGAAGAAAAUCAUUAUAAAAUAAGAUGUCCUUUACCAACUCUGGUUAAUAAUGAACAACAAUUUUGUGAUGUAACAUUUGGCAAAGAUGACACAUGGCUGACACUGAAUAAUACAAAUUUCAAAAGUGGAUUUCCACUGCAGAUAAACCAGGCAAAUGUGGAUGGUAUGCUUAAUGUUAUAUGUUCCCUUAAACUUUGUAGUGGGAUAAAAACUCAUGCUGAAGUCAAUUCAAGUGCAUUUCAUAAGGAAACUUGUUGUUUGUUGAAUGACCCUGAAAAUAGUUAUGAAACACUGAAAUCAAAAUCCUGUCAAAUUAUGUUAAACUGGAUCGGAAAAAGUGUAACCUGCAUGAGAUGUGUAGAUUCAUAUUCUAAAACACAAUCCAAGAAUAAAAGCAAGAAACGGCUUAAUGAAAAUGAAAAUUUAUCCCAACUGAACGUUAAAAAAAAAUGUGUCGAUGAAAGACCAGCUUUAAAAGAAAUGAAAAAUAGUAUGAAUUGUAUUGAACCAGAAUCUUUGAAACCUUUGCCUGAAAAUAAAAUUAUAACCACUCAAAUUAAUGAAUAUCAAGCUAUUUCUAUUCCCGAUGAAACUGUGAAAAAUCCAAUCGAUGAAAAUCAACCUAUUUCUAUUCCUGAUGAAACUGUGAAAAAUUCAAUCCAACUUUCAGAGAAGGAUCAUGAUGAUCUAGAAGAAAUUUUGAAGUUAGUUUUAAAAACGGAUGUCUCAGAAAAUUUUGUACUUCUAUUGAUAUCGCAGCUGAAUAACUGCAAAAAAGGUUUAGAUGUUCAUCAGAGAAGGUGGGACCCUAAAAUAAUUAGUUUGUGCCUAACUCUUUUUAUAAGGUCUCCACAAACAUAUAAUGACCUUAAACAAUCUGGAUUUCUUGAAUUGCCAUCAAAACGGUUAUUGCAGUACUAUAAAAAUUCUGUAAAACAAACUCCUGGUUUUAACUAAGGUAAUAUUACUUGGAUGACUAAUGAAAUGGAAAAACAAAAAAUUUCUGAAUUUGGAAAACAUGGACGAAAUGUCUAUUCAGGAUGACCUAAUUAUCACAAAAUCUGGUGAUUCCUGGAAUAUUGUUGGCUUUGUUGAUAUGGACACCACUAACAAUAAUAUUGAUAUAAUUUGUAAAGGAAAAAAAACUGUGGCGCUUGCCACUCAUGCUCUCCAGUUUGUUUUCCAUGGACUUACUGGCUUCAGAUGGCCUAUUGCAUAUUUUGGAUCUUAUCCGGCAACAGCACAUCAACUUUACACAACAUUUUGGAAGUGUGUUGAUAUAAUGGAUGAUCAUGGCUUUACUAUUGAUUAUGUUAUGGCUGAUGGAGCCUCAACCAAUCGCACUUUCACAAAUAUGUUAUUUAACAAAUGUAAUCCCAGGGAACAUGAUUUUGUGUUUCGUGAUGUUUUUUGUAAAAGUCACAAAAUGUUUGCUAUUCAGGAUAUAAUGCAUGUCAUUAAAAAAAUUAGAAAUAAUACAGAGUCUAGUAAACAGGAACACAAAACAAAAGCUGGAAGAUAUCUCAUUAUUAAUGAUAAACCAAUAAUAUGGGAGCACUGGAUUGAAGCAUUUAAAUUCAAUUUUCAAAAUGGCUUUGCAAUACAUCAUAAGCUUACAGAGGAACAUAUAUAUCUGACACCUGCAUCAAAAAUGCGCAAUCAAUUGGCAAUUCAUGUAUUAAACAAGGACAUGCUUUAUCUCAUGAAAUCGUAUCAGGCAACUUUACCCAGGCCUGAGAUGUUGGCAUCAACUGUAGAGCUACUUGAACAUACCUCCCAGUUGGUAGAAAUAUUUUGUACCCAGAAUCAGACAGUUUCAUCAAUGGAUAAUCCAAAGUUUGCAAAACUAAUGAACAUUCUUAACUUUUUUAAUUCGUGGGAAGAGACUGUAAAAAAAUCUGUUAUGAUGGUAGACUCCAAAAAUUUAAUAACCAGAGAAACCCGAGAAGACAUUAAUUCGUCAAUAAUGGGAUUUAUUUCAUUUUGUCAAGUUAUGCUUAAGAAUGGUAAUAGCAUUAACCCUGGGUAUCUUAAUUCCGAUUUAGUGGAAAACUUGUUUGGCCAACAAAGAGGAAUAAGGAAUGGUGCCAACACAAACUCAACUUUAGCACAGUAUGGGCCUGCAAAUACGGCUAUAAUUCUUGGGCAAUGCACUGUCUCCAAUAAAUCGAAUUCUGGAAAAACAGCCUCCUUUUUCACAGCAACAACACCAUGUCCUUUGAACCCAGCUAGAAAUAAGUCCAAUGUUGCUAUGAAGAGAGGAAUUCGACUUUAAUGUCACAAUAAUCAAUCACAUUUUAUAUAAAAAAUUAACCUUUUAAAGAUUUUAAGCUUUUA